UUCUUAGUCCUCUGGCUGUAGAGUUAAAGGCAGAGGGGGGGGGAAGCAGUUCUGGAGGUGGAGCUACCAUUUGUUUGAGUAACCAUGUCACCCACUGAGGCUAAGCUUGGUCACGAGCCACCCAGGGCUGUGGGAUUAACAAAGAAAGUGAAGGAAGAGAUACUCAUACCCUGUAUGUUAGAUGCAUAUAAAACUAGAUCUGAAAGAGAUCUUAUGGAUUAUUAAGUCCAAAAACCCUUGUUUUUACACAUGGGGAAACCAGCAGACUCACACUGGGGUCACCUGGUCACUUGAACAGAAGCCUCCUGCCUCCUCCACGUCCCACACUGCCUGUGCUCAGGGUCUCCAGUGAGGUUUGCAUUCAUAGACAGGACCACAGACAUGAGGGACUCACUGUUCGGGAAGGUGGGGCCAGGGUCUGGUCAAGCAGCUGAGCGGGAGGACCCUGAAGCCAGGAUACACAAGGUGUCUGGAAAGAGCAAGCCAGUGGGUGGCUGACUCCGCCCCACCACUUUCCCAGCUCCGUGUGGCCUGGGCAAGUCGUGAAAGCCCUCGGAACUACGGUUUUCUCAUCUAUGAAAUGGGAGCAAUCCUACAUUCCUACAGUGUGUUUGUGAGGAUUGAGUGGAGACUAUGCUACAAGAGCCUGGCAAAUGGUAAAUAUUGAGCGUUCCCUUUCCUUCAUGGAAUGUCGUGACCCAGGGAGUCAGGCUUCUGGCCACUAGAGGGUAGCAGACGGGUACUAGUCAACUGGAUCGAGGGUAUGGAGCUCAGAAGGGAGACCUGACAGAGAAAUAAACACUGCCAUGCGGAUUCCAGCACCUGCAGCAGCCCCGAGGCUCCGAGGGCUCGGGCAGGGGCUUAGGGACAGCCAGGCCUCUCCAGAAAUGGCUGCAGCAACCCUGGGGUCGGCAAAGCAAGCCAAGACGUGACCCCCCAAAGUAGAUGCCAGUGGGGCGGGUCCUAUGGGGACUUUGAGGACAUUGGGGCCCUGAGGCUAGACUGGCAGGCACAGCCCCCACCCGGUAUGAGCCCAUGAAUAUUGCCUAGAUCUGGAGCGGCUUCCAGCCCAAAUCCUGUGUGUGGUAGGAGAACUCCCUGAGCCAUACUCUCUGGUCUCCCUGGGCCCUGUUGUCCCCUCCCUGGGGACCAGCAGCCUUCUGACCCAGUUCUACUGGGUUCCCUUCCCCCUUCCCCUCACAGCCCAUCCCUGGCCUGGCCCCCCAGAGGAAUUUCCUGCGCCUGGAGGACGGCCGAAAGUACAGAUGCCCACCCCAGCGACGCUCCUGCCACCCGCCCAGGCCAGUGCCCUGUGCCCAACCCCAGAGGGUGCGGGAUGACAGACUCUGACAAUCAUUAAACCAGCUGGGCCUGAUUUCCCAGCACCGCCUGCUAGGAUCCGGGCCAAGUGGCACAACAUAUGCAAAUCACCUGGGGCCAGAAGCCCAGUCUAAAGGCCAGGAAAUCCCCUCCGUCCAAUGAGCCACCAGCUCAGGUUACCGCCAGGCGCACUAUAAAGGCCUGGGCUCGGGGGAGGAGCUCCCACAGGCCUCUAUUUAGGGCCAGUGGCGGGGGGAGCGCGGGCCAGACACCUCGGAGCUACCUGUGGCGGCCUUUAGCCUCCUGGAUUCCUCGCCUGCUGUCCCUUAAUCCUGCCUGCCUGCCACACCCACACCGCACCACUCAGGUAGCCUCAUGGCUGCAACCUGUGAGAUUAGCAACGUCUUUAGCAACUACUUCAGUACUAUGUACAGCUCGGAGGAACCCGCUCUGGCUUCUGUCCCCGCUGCGGCCACCUUCGGGGCCGAUGACCUGGUGCUGACCCUGAGCAACCCCCAGAUGCCACUGGAGGGCACAGAAAAGGCCAGCUGGUCGGGGAAGCAGCCCCAGUUCUGGUCAAAGGCCCAGGUUCUGGACUGGAUCAGCUACCAAGUGGAGAAGAACAAAUACGACGCCAGUUCCAUUGACUUCUCACGGUGUGACAUGGACGGGGCCACGCUCUGCAACUGUGCCCCCGAGGAGCUGCGUCUGGUCUUUGGGCCUCUGGGGGACCAACUCUAUUCCCAGCUGUGGGACCUCACUUCCAGCUUUCCUGAUGAACUCAGCUGGAUCAUUGACCUGCUGGAGAAGGACAGCAUGGCCUUCCAGGAGAACCUGGGCCCCUUUGACCAGGGAAGCCCCUUCAGCCAAGAGGUUCUUGAGGAGGGCCGGCAGGCCAGCCCCUACUUCCCCGGCAGCUAUGGCACUGGGGCCCCCUCCCCUGGCAGCUCCGACGACGUCUCCACUGCAGGCACUGGUACUUCCCAGAGCCCCCACUCCUCAGACUCCGGUGGAAGUGACGUGGACCUGGAUCCAACUGACAGCAAACUCUUCUCCAGGGACGACUUUCCUGACUGUAAGAAGGGGGAUCCUAAGCACGGGAAGCGGAAACGGGGUCGGCCCCGAAAGCUGAGCAAAGAAUCUCGGGAGUGUCUGGAGGGCAAGAAGAGCAAGCACGCCCCCAGAGGCACCCACCUGUGGGAGUUUAUCCGGGACAUCCUCAUCCACCCGGAGCUCAAUGAAGGUCUCAUGAAGUGGGAGAACCGGCAAGAGGGUGUCUUCAAGUUCCUGCGAUCAGAGGCCGUGGCCCAGCUUUGGGGCCAGAAGAAAAAGAACAAUAGCAUGACUUACGAGAAGCUGAGCAGAGCUAUGAGGUACUACUACAAACGGGAAAUCCUGGAGCGGGUGGACGGCCGGCGGCUGGUCUACAAGUUUGGCAAAAACUCGAGUGGCUGGAAGGAGGAAGAGGUUGCUGGGAGUCGGAACUGAGGGUCCGACUAGACCCAGGACCAAAUGCACGGACUUGAGGACUGCGGCCUCUCCCGGGAAGACCAGUGGGCCCCCCCGCCUUUGGGCAUGCUCUGGCUGUGCUGUGGAGACAAGCUGAGGCUCCGGUGUCCUGUCAGCCAUCGUCCUGGAUCCGGGGCUUGCAGCCUCUCCUCUCUGCCCUGUUCUUGGAAUUACAAGCCCUGGGGCUUGAGGCGACCUGUCUCACUGACUUGUCUGCAAGUGCAGCUUCUUCUACCUGGUGCCUCCUCAGACCCAACCCAGACACCAGCCACGGACAGCACCUUCCUCCUCCAGAUGCCUGGACUGAGCCGAGGAGGUCAAGGGAAGCACCAGGGGUGCUGUGAGAGAGGGGACGGGACAGAGUCCUCCUGAACCCACGUUCUGGACUGCCUUCCACCUCCGUGCUUGGACUCCGCAGGCAGGGGUCAGAGCACUUCCUAAUUUAUGUGCUAUAAAUACGUCACAUGUACAUAGAGAUCUAUUUUUUCUAAGACAUUCCCCUCCCCGCCCCUUUCCCACCACGUGUUAGUGGCCAGACUUGACUAUUCUAGGCCCUUGGCCAGGCCAAAGAGGGGCAGAGAGAUGCCGGGCCCCUCAGGAUGGGACUCCUGGCUCCUUUUUCCUGUGAAUGGAGGUAGAGACCUCCAAUAAAGUAUCUUCUGGGCUUUUUCUAA
Suricata suricatta (meerkat) is the source of this 3503-nucleotide messenger RNA. It is a transcript of the gene ELF3, whose product is annotated as E74 like ETS transcription factor 3. The transcript is spliced from 9 exons. Bases 1696 to 2808 code for a protein of 370 amino acids. Gene Ontology annotation, biological process: regulation of transcription by RNA polymerase II; cell differentiation. The record is from RefSeq and is a predicted model, not a curated record. Gene Ontology annotation, cellular component: nucleus. Gene Ontology annotation, molecular function: DNA-binding transcription factor activity, RNA polymerase II-specific; sequence-specific DNA binding. NCBI's taxonomy places the organism in Eukaryota, Metazoa, Chordata, Mammalia, Carnivora, Herpestidae.